Molecule: messenger RNA, 282 nt
Organism: Ophidiomyces ophidiicola
Lineage: Eukaryota; Fungi; Ascomycota; Eurotiomycetes; Onygenales; Onygenaceae
Exons: 1
Coding region: 1-282 (93 amino acids)
Source: RefSeq, a predicted model, not a curated record
AUGUCACGGCUAGCUGAUUAUCGUCAUGAUGUUUAUGAUGUCACAUGCGGAGCAUUACUGGGACUUUCCAUGGCGUAUUUUACGUAUCGGCGAUACUAUCCUUCUUUGAAAUCGAUUGAUUGCGAUAUACCUUAUCCAACCCCAGACGGCGGCUUUACCGCUACGAGUGGAAUUCACCCUGGUCUAGAGGAUGAAGAACAGCGGCUCUACGAUCCGGCUGGAUCGCAACAUCCUGGAUCACACUAUCAAUUGCGAGAUCUAUCUCCAGACUCACAGCAUUAA